AUGACUGCUGAAUAUCCCAACGUGACGUGCAUUAUCCUUGAUAUUGAGGGCACUGUAUGUCCUAUUUCCUUUGUGAAGAACCAGCUCUUCCCCUAUUUCCUUCAGCAGCUUCCGGAAACCUUGGCUGGGGUUUCCUUUCCCUUGAACUCCGCCUCUGACGAUCCUGUGGUCAAAAUCCUCUAUGGCUUUCUGGCUGAUGUCCGAGUCUCCAGCGAAGUGCUAGAGGCACACAUUACCGGCUUGGUCAGUAAUGAUGUCAAAGACGCCACGCUCAAAUCUUUGCAAGGCUACGUGUGGCAGACGGGCUACGACAAUGGAUCCAUUAUUGCACCACUUUUCACAGAUGCCGUUCACGCUAUUAAGACCUGGACUGCCGACAAGAGGGUGUAUAUCUAUUCGUCUGGGAGUGUACCUGCGCAAAAGCUCUUGUUCCUGCACGUGGCUGCGACCAACGAAGAGGGCCAGGAAGACUUGACCCCGUACUUGAGUGGCUACUACGACAUUACCACUUCCGGGCACAAGCAAGAGAAAUCUUCUUACGAAAAUAUCAUCAAACAUAUUGGGGUUAAGGGCAGCAAUGCUUUGUUCUUGAGUGACAAUGUGAACGAGGUCAGAGCCGCUAUUGCGGCAGGCUUGCGCGCCUCGAUUGUUAUUAAGCCAGGUAACUACGACCUCACAGAGGAAGAAAAGGCUUCUUACCCAAUCGUCCGUGAUUUUGAUGAAUUGAAGCUUUAA
Babjeviella inositovora NRRL Y-12698 is the source of this 735-nucleotide messenger RNA. Its product is annotated as putative acireductone synthase. Bases 1 to 735 code for a protein of 244 amino acids. The transcript has a single exon. The record is from RefSeq and is a predicted model, not a curated record. NCBI's taxonomy places the organism in Eukaryota, Fungi, Ascomycota, Pichiomycetes, Serinales. Gene Ontology annotation, molecular function: acireductone synthase activity; magnesium ion binding.